AUGAAUGUUAUGGAAUUUCUAUACUACCCUCGAAACAUCAAACAUAACAUUUCUUCCUUUGCAAUGGCCAUCACUGAGCUUAUUUUUCCAAGCGUCAAAACAGACUCAGCUUCACUCAAGGAGCUUGAAAGAGACUGGCCAAGCUUGAGCAAAGGAUUGACUGAUCCUAAUCCCGGCCUGCUCUGCGCAUUCCGUGGAUGGAUUCUGACAGAAGAUGGGCUGGAUGUAAGGGAGGCCUAUAGAGAGUUCCUUCUUUUUGAGUGGACCUCAGCCGACUCUUUCCAUGCCUUCAUCGGCUCGCAACAAUUUGCUGCUUUUGCUAGCUCAAUCAGGCAUUUGGUGACUGGGCCACCCACCUUGCAACUGUUUGAAACAAAGGUCUCCCCAAGAGAUGCAGCUUCGGCGCCUAUGGUUGAAAUCAUUCGGGUGACGGUCUCCAAUUCUGAGAAUAUCGAGAAAGGCCUUCAAAUAUGGGAGAACACAUCCCGUCAUCUAGCCCGCAAUGGAGAGGGCACGACUUCUGUCACCUAUGGCAAGAGCUCGAACCUUGAAAAGGAUGUCAUUAUGGGUAUAAUAGGAUGGCAAACCUCGAAGGAACACCAUGACAUGUCCCAAAAGAAGAUUUGGUCAGAGACGUUGGAGUCUCUCAAGUCGCUGGGGAAAUUGUCACAGAUGACUGUUGGCAUUGAGGCAAUGGACCUGGGUAGUUCGUAA
Messenger RNA from Penicillium soppii, 714 nucleotides. Its product is annotated as putative quinol monooxygenase. Bases 1 to 714 code for a protein of 237 amino acids. NCBI's taxonomy places the organism in Eukaryota, Fungi, Ascomycota, Eurotiomycetes, Eurotiales, Aspergillaceae. The record is from RefSeq and is a predicted model, not a curated record. The transcript is spliced from 3 exons.